CGUCGCCGCCACCACCCCUCCCUCUCUCUCUCUCUCUCCGCCCGCUCCGGCCACCCGCUGCGGCCACCCGCCGCCGCCGCGCGCCGCUCACGUGAUCCGCUGCCGUCGUCGUUGUAUGUUGAUAUGUCCACCGCGUCGCCGUUCUUCCUCGGCGCGGAGAUGCGAUCGCCGCCGCCGCCGCCUUCAUUCCCGCCGACGUCUUCGCUGUCGAGCCUGAGCCCGAGCGUCAUCAUCACGCUCAUGGUCCUGUCCCUGGCCAUCAUCGUCGCCACCUGCGCCUGCCUCCUCUUCCGUCACCUCCACCGCCUCCCCCUCCCUCGCUGCCUCCUCCUCCUCCACCACCGUCACCGCCACCUCUCCUCCUCGGCCUCCUCCUCGUCGCCUCCGCCGCCUCUCCGCUCCUCCGCCGCCGCCGCCGCUGCUGCUCCUCCUCCUCAUCCAGACACCGUCCGUGACGACUCCUUCAUCGACUCGCUCCCUCUCUUCUCCUUCUCCUCCGUCACGCGCCGCUCCUCCGCGGCAUCCGACGGGGACUGCGCCGUCUGCCUCUGCAAGUUCAAGCCCCACGACCUGCUCCGGCUGCUCCCCCUGUGCUGCCACGCCUUCCACGCCGAGUGCAUCGACACGUGGCUCCAGACGAACCGCACGUGCCCGCUCUGCCGCUCCAACGUCCACGCCAGCGAGGCCGACCUCGAGGCCCUGCUCCAGUCGUCGGCGAGAAUCGGCGCGGGCGACGGCGGCGGAGGCGGAGGGAGCUUCAGGCUCGAGAUCGGCUCCGUCAGCCUGCGCCGGUCCUCCGUCGACGGCGGCAGCGGGGCCGAGGCGCGGCGGUCCUACUCCAUCGGCUCCUUCGACUACGUCGUGGAAGCGGACUCGGAGGUCGCGGUCGCCGGCGAUCGUCACCGGAGGAGCGUCUCGGACAAGGAGGACGGCGCGGCGGACGCCAGCCUCGCCGCGGACGUCGCCGCGGGGGGGCGGAGCUGGCUCGGGGAGUACAUGGACCGGCUCUCCGCCUCGCUCUCGUCGCGGACCGCGUCCUUCCGGAGCUCGAGGAGGUUCUUCACCGGGAGCAGCCGCCGGAGCGAGGCCUCCGGUGUCGGCGACUGGGACCUGGAGGCCAGCCGCGUCGGAGAAGAGAUCAGCGAGCUCUUCCGAUGGGUCUCAGGGGUAUGACCGGUAACGGUAAGACGACGGAAGCAAGCAAACACGAAAUCUCUCUCCCCGCACCGCACACACUUGCUACCUCCACUCCCGCUCCACACUCGGAGCGCGCGUAGCAAAGAAAAACUCGGAGCGGCGAUAGCAGAAACAGGGCCAGGGGGGGGGCGCUCGUGACGCACGAGCUCCCCGGAAAAUUAAUUCUUUUUUAAUAUUUUUUUUUCUCUUGUCAA
Messenger RNA from Syzygium oleosum, 1391 nucleotides. Its product is annotated as E3 ubiquitin-protein ligase ATL4. Bases 124 to 1173 code for a protein of 349 amino acids. The transcript has 2 exons. The record is from RefSeq and is a predicted model, not a curated record. Lineage: Eukaryota; Viridiplantae; Streptophyta; Magnoliopsida; Myrtales; Myrtaceae.